Phaeodactylum tricornutum CCAP 1055/1 is the source of this 470-nucleotide messenger RNA. RefSeq lists its product with no specific name. The record is from RefSeq and is a predicted model, not a curated record. Bases 21 to 470 code for a protein of 149 amino acids. The transcript has a single exon. Gene Ontology annotation, molecular function: phosphatidylinositol binding. Lineage: Eukaryota; Bacillariophyta; Bacillariophyceae; Surirellales; Neidiaceae.
CUGCGGCUUUCUUUCUUGAGAUGAUGUACCUCCCAAACGACCACUGGUCCCCACGAUAUGAUUCAGCUUUCUAUACCGUGAAAGUUGAAGGCAAGCAACACUUUAUAAAACCGCCACAAAACAUCCCGAGAAAACUUGCCGGAAAAUCGGGACCGGCAUACUAUUACCGUGUUGUUGUCUACUGCGAACACAAUAGAAGAAUUCUGCUACGAAGGUAUUCCCAUUUUAAGUGGUUAUUCGAAGCGAUUCAAGAAAACCCUCCUACUGAGCCACAAGUUCCGGGCGCCGCUAUGAUAAAGUUGCCUCCAGGGACGUGUCCUUUCCAGCGACAAGAUGAAGACUUUGCUAAAAUACGUAUGGAGGAGUUGUCUGAUUUUCUGCAGGAACUGUUGGCGCGCCCGGGAUACGCAUCGCAUGCGGCGGUUGUAGCUUUCUUGGAGCUCGGAAGUUCAAUCGACGUAGCAGCAUGA